Xenopus tropicalis (tropical clawed frog) is the source of this 2037-nucleotide messenger RNA. Its product is annotated as cAMP-dependent protein kinase catalytic subunit gamma-like. NCBI's taxonomy places the organism in Eukaryota, Metazoa, Chordata, Amphibia, Anura, Pipidae. The transcript has 5 exons. Bases 931 to 1473 code for a protein of 180 amino acids. Gene Ontology annotation, molecular function: protein kinase activity; ATP binding; protein serine/threonine kinase activity. The record is from RefSeq and is a predicted model, not a curated record.
CAGAAGAUCCUGAUUGUGAUGCUGGCAUGUCCAAUAACAACGGACUUAUAGUUCCCAAUCAGGAGCAAGAUUCUGAGCCAGAGAAGGACACCGAGGAUGAUAAUUCCACCUCUUCCAGUCCUCCAUUACCAGUAAGUAGAUUCUACAGACCUUUUAUGUUUUUACAAAAACCAAUGAGUGUAAUGAGAUGAGUAAAUCUUUACUUCAAGGUUUGCAUUUGCAAAGUAUUCAUUUUUAAUGGUACAAAUGAAAUUCUUGCAAUGUUCAUUCUGUGCAUAAUACUCAUUUGUCCUUUAUUUGCAGCUCUGCAGUCCUGACUUUGGCUCAGAUUUUGCCAAUAACAUACAGGGUGCUGAAGGACCAUCUAUCAGCCCUGUUGAGCCCAGAUCUCCCUCACUUGGAAAUUUCAACCUGGGCCCAGUGUUGGGAGAAGGAGCAUUUGGGAAGGUGAGCGACUCAUUGCACAGUUAGGUUUUAGUUACUACUGAUUUACCCAGAGUGAUUGAACUUUCUGUCUUCUGACUCCAGGUAUUCCUAGCCGAGCACAAAAACACCAAAGAACUACGUGCUAUCAAGGCCCUGAAAAAAGAGGAGAUUUUGAAAAGGGGCAACUUGGACAGGUCAGUGACAGGGGAAAGAUUAAUAUUGCCCAUAUUUGUGUCAUCUUUUCUCAUAUUCAGCUUUAUAUGUAGGACAGGUUUCUCUUUUUAUAUUUUGUAUCUGUCUGACCUCACAUUCCUUUAAAUUAUUUGCAUUUGGUUAUUAUCUGCUGUAUUGCCCCGUGUCUGUUUAUUAGGAUAAAGGGUAAGUGUAAUGUUCCCUUGUGUGAGUCUCACAUGGUGAUAAUGGGAUAAUUUAACCCACAGCGUCUUCAAAGAGAAGGAAAUCCUCCAGAGGGUGAGUUCUGCCGAACACCCGUUCCUAGUGUCAAUGCAUGGAACCUUCCAGACGGAGUCUCACCUAUUUUGUGUGAUGGAAUAUCUCCCUGGAGGUGACAUGUAUGAAAUUGUAACAUCCGUGGAACUGCAAGAACCUGAAGUCAUGUUUUACACCGCAUGUGUCGUUCUUGGCCUGGAGGCAUUACACCACCUUGGCAUUGUCCAUAGAGAUAUAAAGCUUGAGAAUUUGCUGUUGGACCGGGAUGGCUACCUUAAGAUCGUAGACUUCGGCCUCAGCAAAGACAGAUUUGGAUACAGCGACCGCACUAACACCAUGUGCGGCACAAAAGCUUACAUCGCCCCCGAGAUCUUCCUGAAACAUGGAUACGGCAUGGCCGUUGACUGGUGGGCCCUAGGAAUCACCACCUAUAUAAUGCUCAUGUGUGAGGUAAGCACAAUUCCUAUAUUAUCAACUUACAUUGGGGAAUCAUUGGGGUUCAUAUUGAAACAUAUCUCUUGGGAAUGUUGUUUCGCUAAAGAAAUAAUGAUUCACUUUUUCAGUUACCUUUCAACAACGAAGACCCGGUUGAGCUAAUGCAGAGCAUCGUUUACGACAACAUCGAGUUACCAGACUAUCUAUCAGAGGAAGUCUCUGCAUUUAUAAAAGACGUAAGUUGGCCCCAGCAAAUUAGUAUCAUGUGCCUUUAGUCACUUUUUAUACUAAGGGCAUACAUGCUGUAUAGUUAUUAUUAUUACUAACAUGAUAUAACAUAUGGCCUUUAGUGUGUUUUAGUGGCAGUUUCAGGCUUUCACUGAACUUUACAAUAUGUAUUAUUACCCCAGAGAGUCCCUUCUAUUCCAUAGGGUCUGGCUAUGAAUGUCAGGAGCAGCGGGUACUCAAUCUAAAUACAGAACUUAAUCUCUGGUUCAUAUAAGCAGUUAAUAAAUUAAAUAUGAGCUUAAUUAGUCCAUUCAAGCAGUUACAUAUGCAUAUGGUUACUUUCUCUAUGGGGUUGGAAAAUUGCUUGUCUUUCCUAGGUGGAUACUUUCCCAGUAGAAUAAUAAAAUAGACAUAAACAAUAAUGAUUUAAAAAUGCUUGUUUUUAUAUUUUGUAGCUUUUAGAAAAAGAUCCAGAACAUCGCCUCGGUUCGAGUGAGG